AUGAGUACGGAUCAGAACAUCAUGCCUUCCAACCAGGAAGACGGCUCGACGCAGUAUAGCCCGCACCAGCAACAACAACAAUUGCCCUACAUGAAUGUGGGAUUGCAAUACUCACAGCAACAGCAUCCACAACAGCAUCAUCAAUCAGAGCAGCAGCAACAACAGCAGCAACAGCAACAGCAAGUCUACCAGCCAAUGUUGCCCAUGGCCAGGCCUCCAACGGCCAACAACCAGUUGUACUCAGGAUAUCUCCCUCCUGGAUCUGCUCAGCUCCCGAUCCAGUAUCAGCAACCGCUCCAGCAGAUCUCUCAAGUUCAACAACAACGGCUAGACUACACUUUUCCCGAAAAAAUGGACCAUCUUCAGCCAGUCCUUCCGGUGAAGCAGGAGUUUCUGUACCCGGUGUCUCACCAUCGCCAUCAUUCCUCUCAAGCCAGUCAGGGCUGGAUUUCUGCCGGGGCAAGUGGAGUUGCCGGUUUGCAUAAUCGAGCCAACUCGUUUUCGGCUCCAUCCGCAAACGGAUAUUCAGCGACUAGUUCGCCAACUGAUUCCAUGGUCGAAACGCCUGUAUCCCGCGCUGGAAGGCAGGUUAACCGCUACAGGAAGCUACAGAAGGACAAGCGAGUCAACAAUUUUGAAAAAGUCGAGCGCGAGUUGCGAGAACUCACUUUUGAAGCCGCAGGCGUUGCGUAUGAAGAACUUGGAGCAGAGCUUCGAGAAAUAGACGCGCGGUUAGCUGGUUCCGAUAGGCGCCGAAACGGCGAGGAAUCGCUUUCAAAGGAUCGCAAGCGUCAGGUUUUUGGCCUUGUUUUUCUGAUGAGAUCUGUUGAGACGUCCCCGAAGGCAGUUUUGGCUAGAUCAACUCUUUAUGGGUGCUAUGCCUCAUUGUGUUCUGGCCACGGUCUCACGCCCUUAAGUGCGGCUUCCUUUGGAAAACUCGUCAAGGUGUGGUUUCCUCAGGUCACUGCGAGAAGACUGGGAAAUCGGGCUCGUUCCCGGUACCAUUAUUCUGGAAUUCGGUUCGUCGAAGGUUUUGAGGUGGAUGCUCGCUUGGUGGAUUCUGCCAACAACUCUCCUUUGGUUUCGCCCUAUGGAUCUCCAUUUUCGACAACUCCUUCUCACGCUUCGCAUGCUUCACAGGCUCCGCAUACCACUGGUACAGACUCGCCUGGAUCCAGCAUCUCCAUGACCUCUGUAUCCUUGGUAUCAGACUACUCGGGUCAGUCUGAGCUUGUGGGUGCCGAACUCAGCUUCAAACCUGACAUCUUCCGAUCUGAGGAAUUUGACGAUACUGCCCAAUUGCUCGAGUUGCCCUCGAUUUUUGCAUAUUUGCCCAAAGUUGGGGACACAGACUCUGCCAUUGCCCUGGCAGCUCUCUACAAAGCUCAAUGUGUCAACGUUUUCGAUGCUCUUCGUUAUAUGCAGGUAAAGUACCUGUUCAAUUGCAUCAAUACGUUUGUGGUGGGGCUAAACCCAUCGGUUUUCAAGGUGUUAACGAUGGAUGCCUUGGUUCCAUGGGUCGUAGAAUGCGAUCUAGUUCUUUAUCGGGCCAUCAUGAGGAUGCUGGCCAAACUCACACUCCAAAGUGUUCCGCUUCCAGUUUUGAAGCAACUCAAGGCCGUUUCUGCCCGGUUCCCUGAGAAAAUCGGAGCUUUGAACCUUCCUGGAACGUUGCUCCACGCUAAGGUAAGGGUAGCUGUUAGGUUCACGAGACUUGUUUCGCGUCUCGUAAGAGUGGCUGAGGCCAGAGAUACUGCCACAAGGGUAUUGAUGGGCGCACAAGACCGCGAGCUUAUGAUGAAGAACUGGCAGAACUCGGUGGAUUUCACAGAGCUCGUUCUUAAGGAGCUACCUUGUCAGGGUGAAAACUCUAAGAAGGUCAUUGAUCUGUUGAAUGUGGAAGUUCCGGAUCUUUUCCGCGAGGUUGAGCAAUCAUCCAAUGGUUCUACAGUAGAUCCCGAUGCAUUGGCCCAAAAGAUUGGGCUCUUCCUGCUGUCCAUUCCCAAACGAUUCCCUGAUGUGGCCCCAAGACUUAUUCUCUUGUGCACUAGCACGAUCCUAACGGCGGCUUUGCGUGAAAUAUCGCUAGCUGGUGGUGAGGGGUUUGGAGCAUGGUGGGUUUUUCGGUGCUGGAUUGACGAAUGGCUUGGCUGGUGUGCAGAGCUGGGUGGGUUCCUUGAGAUGGUUCCACCCGCGAAUUUUGCCCCGCUUGACAAACGCGACAAGUUUCAACCUAUCACAGUUCCUAGCAGUCGUUCUGGUAAUGCCAGUCCGCUGUAUACCAUGGAUGAGGGCGGAGACGUAGACCUGCUGCAAAAGAAGUACGGUAUGUGA
Molecule: messenger RNA, 2334 nt
Organism: Kuraishia capsulata CBS 1993
Lineage: Eukaryota; Fungi; Ascomycota; Pichiomycetes; Pichiales; Pichiaceae
Exons: 1
Coding region: 1-2334 (777 amino acids)
Biological process (GO): regulation of transcription by RNA polymerase II
Molecular function (GO): DNA-binding transcription factor activity, RNA polymerase II-specific; RNA polymerase II cis-regulatory region sequence-specific DNA binding
Source: RefSeq, a predicted model, not a curated record